AUGCCCAACAAAGAUUUAAUGACCAUUGCCCCUAAUGCUGCACGGGGUCUAAACGACAAAUUCUAUGAGAAACGAAAAGCUGCUGCUUUGGAAAUUGAAAGGAUCGUCCGCGACUUGCAUAAGCAAAAUGAGCAUCAACAAGUCAUUCAAUUAAUCCGUCAAAUUAUACAUGAUUACGUACUUUCGCAUAUCAAUCCCAACAGCUGCCGAGGUGGUGUUAUUGCUCUAGCUGCUAUUGUAACCGGGAUAGGAAAGGAAGCUAAUCAAUACAUGAAAGAUGUUAUUCCCGUUAUUCUAAGAUGUUUCGACGAUAGUGAUAAGGAAACUCGAUUUUUUGCUUGCGAAGCGAUGUACAAUAUUGCAAAGGUUAUUCGUGACGAUAUUUUAAUGUAUCUGAAUGAUGUUUUCAAAGGUCUUAGUAAGUUAAUAGGAGAUGCAAGUGUCAGGACAGGAGCUCAGUUGCUGGAUAGGCUAAUGAAAGACAUUGUGACUGAAAAAUCUACUCCUGUAAAUGUUGUCACAUUUAUACCGCUCUUAAGAGAUCGAAUCUAUACCAAAAAUCCUUACGCUAGGCAAUUUGUUGUUUCUUGGAUCUCUGUACUGCAAAGCAUUCCGAAGUUCGACCUACUAGCUUAUUUACCCGAGUUUUUAGAUGGGUUAUUUAUAAUUUUAGGGGAUAGUGGCGAUGAAUUACGCAAAAUGUGUGCAACAAUUUUAGGAGAAUUUUUGAAAGAAAUCAGCCAAAGAAGCUUUUCUGGUGUAGCUGCUACUGUAAAAUAUUCCGAUUUAGUUCAUGUCUUAAUGGCUCAUUGUAUAUCUUCUGACGACGUAACGCAACUGACUGCAAUCGUAUGGCUACAAGAGUUUGUAAAUAUUGAUGGUUUGUCUAUGCUUGCGCAUUGUGCAGAUAUAUUGGUUGCAAUUUUACCACUUUUGGCCUAUGAAGACAGCGGAAUUAAUCAAAAUAUCCUUUUAUAUAAACGGAAAGAAAAAUCGGCCGGAAAUGUCGAUGUUACUGCAACCGCUGUUGUAUCACUACCAUUACCGGAUGGCUUUUUACAUGCUAAUACAGUUUUAAAUGUCCUUAUCCGGAUGCUUUCUAAUGUUGCAAUACGAACAAAGCUCGCAAGCUUAGAGUGGAUUUAUUUACUUAGUAUUAACCUAGAAGACGAGAUGGCAGAUCGGAUGGAUUCUUUGCGAUUAGUUUUAAUGGAAACCCUUAAAGACAAAUCGGACGAGGUGAAACGUCAAAUACUUAUGAUCUGUAUUGAAAAUAUUAUAUUGAAAUUGCAAUUAAUUUUCAGAUCAUUGUUUAAAAAUUUGAAAGAUAAAAAAGACGACUAUUUUAUGAAAUUCAUAGCAGAACUGACUAACGAAUUUCAGCACGAUGAACAGUUUAUAAAGGAUCGUGGUUCGGUCAUUAUCCGGCAGCUAUGUAGUUUAUUGAACGCAGAAGACGUCUACAUGGCUUUUGCAAGGACUCUCUUAGAUGCAGAUAACACAAAAUUUACAGUAUUGAUGGUUAGAAUGUUGAAUACAAUCUUAAUGACUGCUCAUGAACUUUGCAGCCUAAGACAGAAAUUGAACGCCCUGAGAGACGAGGAAAGUUAUAACUUGUUCCGUUGUCUGUAUUACUCGUGGUGUCAUAAUCCUGUGGCUACCGUUUCUUUAUGUUUCCUAACUCAAACUUACAAACAUGCUUUCGAUCUUAUAGAAAUGUUUGGUAACUUUGACAUAAAUGUUGAAUUUUUGGCUGAAAUCGACCGACUGGUUCAAUUAUUGGAAUCUCCAGGUUUCACAUAUCUACGUUUGCAACUAUUGGAAAUAGAAGAUAACUAUUACUUAGUCAAGGCUUUAUAUGGUUUAUUAAUGUUGCUACCACAAGUUACCGCUUUCACCACUUUGAGGCAGCGUUUAGAAUGUGUUCCGGUACUACACUCAUCGUUGCGAUAUCAGAGCAGGUAUAGAACCACAGUGAUUAAACUAGGUUGUAUUUUACCAGUUAAUUAA
This is a messenger RNA of Trichoplax adhaerens, 2010 nucleotides long. RefSeq lists its product as uncharacterized. Lineage: Eukaryota; Metazoa; Placozoa; Uniplacotomia; Trichoplacea; Trichoplacidae. Gene Ontology annotation, biological process: positive regulation of kinase activity; phosphatidylinositol biosynthetic process. The record is from RefSeq and is a predicted model, not a curated record. Bases 1 to 2010 code for a protein of 669 amino acids. The transcript is spliced from 15 exons. Gene Ontology annotation, cellular component: PAS complex; endosome membrane.